Molecule: messenger RNA, 2229 nt
Organism: Diospyros lotus (date-plum)
Lineage: Eukaryota; Viridiplantae; Streptophyta; Magnoliopsida; Ericales; Ebenaceae
Product: probable pectinesterase/pectinesterase inhibitor 34
Exons: 4
Coding region: 211-1962 (583 amino acids)
Biological process (GO): cell wall modification
Molecular function (GO): pectinesterase activity; pectinesterase inhibitor activity
Source: RefSeq, a predicted model, not a curated record
CAGUGGGCUGCUACUGGCUGUAAGUAGGAGACAGCUCGCUACAAAGAGAAGGUAAUCCCCACAUAUAUAUAUAUAUAUAUAUAUAGCUCACCCUCGCCCUCUCACUCUCUCUAUACAUAUGUCCAUCACUUCUCACUCUCUCUACAGAGUGAUAGUAUCAUCUCUGUGUCUUUUUGCCACUUCCCCGCAUUUUUCCUAUAUCCUGAAACAAUGGGCUAUGGCCGGCUGGAAAGCACCGAAGCCGGAUCUUCGCAGCCGGAUCAACUAGGCGGCGAGUCAAGGCCGAGGCUGAGCAGCAAAAGGCAGGCGGUGAAGCUGAUUCUGGUCCUGUCGGCGUUCUUGAUCGUGGUCUCUGCCGUGUCAUUCUCUCUCGUGGUCGGGCUCCGGACCAGAGCCUCUGAGCCGGGGCUGCGCCGCCGGGCCACCUUAGCCAUAUCCCGGACGUGCAGCCGGACCCAGUACCCGGAUCUCUGUGUCGAGUCUCUGCUGGACUUCCCCGGCUCUCUCUCCGCCAGCGAGCGCGACCUCGUCCACAUCUCCGUCAACAUGACGCUCCAGCGCUUCGACAAGGCGCUCUACGUUUCGUCGGCGAUCAGCAACCUCGCCAUGGACGCCCACGUGCGCUCGGCGUACGAGGACUGCCUCGAGCUGCUCGAGGAUUCCGUCGACCAGCUCUCAAGAUCGCUCGCCUCUGUCGCCGGCGGGUCGACUCAGGACGUGUUGACCUGGCUCAGCGCCGCCCUCACCAACCACGACACUUGCACCGACGGCCUGGCCGAGGUGAGUGGAUACGUGAAAGAUCAUGUGGGGGAGAGGCUGAGGGACUUGUCGGAGCUCGUGAGCAACUGCCUGGCAAUAUACGCUGCGGCGGCCGGCGACGAAGAUUUCUCCGGGAUCCCAAUUCAGAACCGGCGGAGGCUGAUGGAGUCCGACGAAGAAAUCAGUGAGUUUCCCGCGUGGUUGAGCCGGAGGGACAGGAGGCUGCUGCAAAUGCCGGCGACGGGAGUGCAGGCGGACAUAGUGGUGUCGCCAGACGGCAACGGGACCUGCAAGACGAUAUCGGAGGCGAUCAAGAAGGCGCCGGAGCACAGUACUCGCCGGAUCAUAAUCUACGUCAAGGCAGGAAGGUACGAAGAGAAGGUUUUGAAGGUGGGGAGGAAGAAGACGAACUUGAUGUUCAUAGGAGACGGCAAGGGUAAAACCGUCAUUUCGGGUGGGAAAAGCGUGGCUGAUAACUUGACGACAUUCCACACCGCGUCAUUCGCGGCCACCGGGAUCGGUUUCAUUGCCCGGGACAUAACAUUCGAGAAUUGGGCGGGGCCGGCGAAGCACCAGGCGGUGGCGCUCCGCGUCGGCGCCGACCACGCCGUGGUCUACCGCUGCAACAUCAUCGGCUACCAAGACACUCUCUACGUCCACUCACAGCGCCAGUUCUUCCGCGAGUGCGACAUCUACGGCACCGUCGACUUCAUCUUUGGCAACGCCGCCGUCGUCUUCCAGAACUGCAGCAUCUACGCCCGGAAACCAAUGCCCUUCCAGAAGAACACCGUCACCGCCCAAAACCGCAAGGACCCCAACCAGAACACCGGCAUUUCGAUCCACGCCUCCCGAAUCCUCGCCACGCAGGACUUGCAGGCCUCCAGGGGCAACUUCACCUCAUACCUCGGCCGGCCGUGGAAGCUCUUCUCCCGGACGGUGAUCAUGCAAUCGUUCAUCGGCGACCACGUCCACCCUCGAGGGUGGCUGGAAUGGAACACCACCUUCGCUCUCGACACCUUAUACUACGGCGAGUACAUGAACUCAGGUCCCGGGUCAGCCCUCGGGCAGCGGGUCAAGUGGCCAGGUUAUCGGGUCAUCAAUUCCACGGCGGAGGCAGGGAAGUUCACGGUAGGACAGUUUAUUUUCGGCUCCAGUUGGUUGCCGGCCACCGGAGUGGCGUUCUUGGCCGGGCUCUCGGUUUAAGAAGACGACGACGGAGAAGAAUUAAUUAAUCUAAUAAUAAUAAGAAUAAUCCGUUUAUUAUAAUUUAUAUUUACUUUAAAUAAUGUAAUAAUAAUAAUGAUUAUAAUAUGUGGUCAUCAUAUAUCUUCUUUUAAUGUUUGGAAUUGGGUGUACCGGCCAGCAGGAAGGACAGCUACAUGGUGUGUCUUGGAUUUGUCAGUCUUGUUGUAAUAUUGUGAAAUUUGUAACUAUAAUUGUACAUAAUAUAUUCUACGUUUCUAGGGACUA